GACGGCUCACAAGUCUAUGUAAACUUUAGCUUGAUGAAAUGGAAGGGUUUAAGGCUGUAUUUGGGUAGAUUGCAAGCUGUUUUUAUUUUUCGUGCAUCCGUUCUGCAAAACGUCGUACAGGUUAUAUUAAUAAUACCUUCCAUUUUACUUCAAAAGGAUGUAAACAAAGCAUACUACGACAAGAACUUGUCUCAUGAUAACGUUAAUUAGCCAGCUAGCUUAUCAGCUAAUAUAGCCUACUGGUUAUCAGGUAGUGCUACCCAUGGAACAUGAAUGACGUUAGCGGGAUGUCCACUGUGGGCAUGACGCAGUUUGUUCCCUUGUCAUCAGUCGAUGUUUAGCUGGUCGUGAAACGUCCUUUGAGUGACGAUCAUGGAGGGCUCGGACAAUGCAGAACAAGGUGGCAGCGAUCAGUCGGAUUCCCAACGGAGACGUCAGCUGGCCCGCCUGGACAGGGAGGAGGCCUUCUAUCAGUUUGUCAACAACCUCAGUGAAGAGGACUACCGAUUAAUGAGGGACAACAACCUUCUGGGCAACCCCGGUGAGAUCACAGAGGAGGAGCUGCUGACCCGCCUGCAGCAGGCGAAGGAUGGUGGGCAGCGUGCGGCCACAGGCGCUGGCGCCAGCCCCAGCCCCAGCGCCAGCCCCAGUGCCAACGCAGGUGCCAACGCAACUGCCAACACAAGUGGCAGUGAAGCACGCAGGCCUGAGGCCUCUGGAGACCUUGAGGGCCCUGAGGAUCCCUCUAACGGUGAUACCCUCCUGGAUUGGCUCAACACUGUGCGUCGCACGGGCAACACCACGCGCAGCGGUCACCGCGGCAACCAGUCCUGGCGUGCGGUGAGCCGCACCAACCCGAGCAGCGGGGACUUCCGCUUCAGCCUUGAGAUCAACAUCAACCGAAACCUGGCGGAGCAGCAGACGCAGACAGAGGCGGCAGAGCAGGCCGCAGGUGGUGCGGCAGCACCGGAGGGGCCCAGUGCUGCCGUCGCUGCCGCCGUCGCCGCCGCCAGUGGAGCAGAGGCCGAGCCAGGAGCAGGCGCCGAGCCAGGAGCAGGGGCCGAGCCUUUAGCAGAGGCCGAGCCAGGAGCAGUCGCCGAGCCUUUAGCAGAGGCCGAGUCUGGAGCAGAGGCAGAGCCUGAAGCUGUGGCCGAGGUAGAGUCUGAGGCCCCUCCUGAGGCCAUGGAGCUAGAGGAAGAGCCGGUUGUGGAGGAACUGGCGGUGAUCGUGGAGCCGGAGCCGGAGCUCUCGCCACCCGUGACCCGACCUGCCAGCCCGCAGCCCAUCCAGGUGCCGGAGUCGGUGCCCUUGCCGAUCCCAAUUCCGGUUCCCGUGCCGAUCCCCAUCACCAUCCCUUCUCCGCACUUGCAGGCGGCAGCCGUGGCGGCGGCGAUGGCGUCGGAGCCCCCCCAGACGCGCCGGGGCGUGGUGCGCCCCCGCAGCCGGAGCCCUGAGCAGCGUCGCACCCGCGCCUGCACCCGCAGCCGCUCCCCGCUCAGCCUGGACCGCAUGGACGGCCUUCCCCCCGCACCGCCCAUCCCCGAGCCCCCUCUGCCCCCGCCCCCACCCCCGCCCCACAUGGAGGGCAGCUCACGCACUCGCCAGCACAUCCCCUCCCGCCACAUCACGGUGGAGACGACGGACCACCACCACCACCACCACCAUCACCACCACCACCAGGCACCCCUGGCUCCCCCGACCUCAAUCACUCAUGCCCCCGAUGCCCCCCCGGCUCCUGCCCAGGAGGAGGAGCCAGCGGGUGGGGAGGCCGGCGCCGGACGCAGGCCCCCCACCAUCAUGCUGGACCUACAGGUGCGUCGGGUCCGGCCUGGCGAGUACCGCCAGAGAGACAGCAUUGCUAACCGCACCCGCUCACGCUCCCAGCCCGCUAGCAACAACAGCAGCAGCAGCAGCAGUAGUAGCAGCAGCAGCAGUAGUAGUAGCAGCAGUGGAGCCAGUAGUGGAACAGGAAGUGGUAGUGGGGCAGGCGGCACCGGUGGUGCCGCGGGCAACAACACCUUCCUGUAUGAGACGGAGCAGGGUGGCUUCCGUCGGACAUUCUCCCGGUCAGAACGGGCCGGCGUGCGUACCUAUGUGAGCACGAUCCGCAUCCCCAUCCGACGCAUUUCUGACGCGGGGCUUGGCGAGGCCACCUCCGUGGCCUUGCAGUCGAUGAUCCGCCACAUCAUGACGGGCUUCGGCGAGCUAAGCUACUUCAUGGACUCCGACUCGGACUCGUCCGACUCGCCCCGGGCCAGCGGGCCCACUACGCCCUCCGAUGGCACCACGGCGUCAGUAGCCGGUGCUGCUGCUGCUGCCGCGGCCGUCGCCGCUGCCACGGGUGCCUCUCAGGCCCAAGCUGGUGGCUCGCAGGCCGAGGAGAGGGACAGGGAGGGGGACGACGCGGACUCCCCAGCGGCUGGCGUCGGCGGCGUGGCCCCAGAUGGCCGCGGACGGGCCCGGGCCCCGAUCAGCCUGGAGGAGACAGGCUCGCUGCCCUUCCUGCGGCUGGCGCACUUCUUCAUGCUCAACGACGAGGAUGAGGAGCAGCCGCGUGGGCUCACCAAGGAGCAGAUCGACAACCUGUCCACUCGCAACUUCGGCGAGAGCGACGCGCUCAAGACGUGCAGCGUGUGCAUCACCGAGUACGCACAGGGGCACAAGCUGCGCAAGCUGCCCUGCUCGCAUGAGUACCAUGUGCACUGCAUCGACCGCUGGCUCUCGGAGAACUCCACCUGUCCCAUCUGCCGGCGUGCGGUGCUCGCCACCACCAACCGCGAGAGUGUGGUCUGAACGACCCUCCGCGACUCGCGACUCGCCCCUCCGCGACUCGCCACUCCGCUCCGACGACUCCUCCCCCCUCCGCUCCCCUCCUCCCUCCUUCGUCUGUCUCAGACUAACACCACCCUUUAUUUUCUCUAAACUCUCUCUCUUGCUGCUUCCCUGAGCCUGGGUAAUGUUUGCUACCCAGAGGGCCGGUCUUCUAUGAUUUUAAAGCAAUCAGUCUGCUUAUUCUCCCAUCUUCAGCAGGGGUUGGUACAUCAGUGGGGCGGCCGAGUGGGGGAGACCCACUGAGCUGAUGCGAGAAUCCAGACCUCAGAAUAUUCAUCAGUCGUCUGUCUUAAAGCAUCUUUCAGUGGAUGAUGUGUUUGCAGGGAGUUGGGGUAGGAUACCAAGAGGAUGGGGGAAAAUUGGGGGAAAUGGAAUUCCCCAAAAAGGACCACAUGUGUUCACAAUAAAGGACUCGUAGACGGUUCAGCUCAACUAGUGAAGCGCCCUAUCCCUCUACAAGCUACCGGUUACAAGGUGCUGAAGACAUUAUCCCAGAGAGUCAGAGACUUUGUGUGUUAAAAGGAAAUGUGUGUGUGUGUGUGUGUGAGAGAGUGAGUGUGUGUGUGUGUGUGUGUGUGUGUGUAACUUGAUUUUUAAGUUAAAUAUCAUUGGAGGGAAAGCAAGCCCAGCUACUUAUGUGACACAAUAGUGUAAGAUUUCGGUGUGCAGUCACAGUACUAACCUUAUGGGUAAUGUUGCUUCCCUACCAAGUCAACUGUAACUUGAGAGUGCAAAAGUGUUGUAUUCACACUUGAGACCAAAUGCAAUCUAAUAUUCCCCUGAAAUCCAUCAUCGCAGAGCAGCAUCUAUUUUAUUUUUUAAAUAUGAUUGAAUGUCUGGUGGCAUGAAGCCAAAAAGGCUUCUUGCAAAUGGGGGCAUAUUUAAAAUCAUUCCGUCAAAAACUUGUUUUGAAACGUACCCUAUAAUGAAUGUCUCGCCACCAAAAAAAUAAAAAAUAGAAAUGUAGAAAAACACAACUGUUAAGUGUUGAAAGUACUUAAAACCAUCAAAUGACAUUCUGAUGAAAAUAACAGUGAAGAAACAGGGACAUUGCAGACAUGUGCCCAAGAGUGUGGCAGUUAGCGCUCAAACGUGUCAGUCUUUCCUCUUAACUCUGUAACUGUUUGCAUUUUUUCCCGAGUCUGAUGCAACUGCACUCAAGUGGAUUGAGAGACGUUACAGCUUCACUUAACUCAAGCUGUACUGGUGCAAUAUUUACAAACAGGAUAUGGGGAGGGAUAAUGGAUUCAACAAGAAGAUGGGGUGUGGCGUGGGGUAUACUAGACCUUUUUUUUUUCUGUCUCUGAAUGAUUGUUAGACUGUGAUUAUUCACACGUAAAUAAAGAAGUUACUCCGAUAUGUGAAUGGCCUCCUGCUGUGGAAUCAGUACCGCUUGGACAGGAGGUUGAAAUUAGGCUACAUACGUUUUUACAUUUUUAUACUUGUUCUCACUGAGUUACACAUGCAGUUAGUCAUUGGCCAGUAGUGUUUUGCUGCGUUGUUGGUGCGCUAAAAAAAAGUCUGUUAUUGGCUAACAUCUCAGUUAAUGGUGAACUUCACUGCUCCAGGUAUUUUUGGCAAGUGUUGCUUAGAUGUUAAGGGUGUGGUGUGUAAUAGUAGAUCGUCAUCCAACUCGUUACACACAGGAGUCACAGAAAGGGACUAACGCAGUCAGUCACAGACAUGUUCUCCUCGGUGGAUGGACUGAUUGGUGUGGUGUGCCUGAUGGUGACCAACUGCAUGAAGCAUGAUCAGGCAAUUUUUCCUCAUGGGGUGUUGGACCCGCUCAUGCGUCGAAGUCGAUUAGUUGACGUUACUGACACUUAACCUAUGUGAAUUGUGUAUUAAAUAAAAGGCAUUCAUUGGCA
Messenger RNA from Alosa alosa (allis shad), 4700 nucleotides. RefSeq names its product ring finger protein, LIM domain interacting (gene rlim). Gene Ontology annotation, molecular function: ubiquitin protein ligase activity. The transcript is spliced from 4 exons. Gene Ontology annotation, biological process: random inactivation of X chromosome; protein ubiquitination; ubiquitin-dependent protein catabolic process. The record is from RefSeq and is a predicted model, not a curated record. Bases 373 to 2793 code for a protein of 806 amino acids. NCBI's taxonomy places the organism in Eukaryota, Metazoa, Chordata, Actinopteri, Clupeiformes, Clupeidae. Gene Ontology annotation, cellular component: cytoplasm; nucleoplasm.